Molecule: messenger RNA, 2597 nt
Organism: Herpailurus yagouaroundi (jaguarundi)
Lineage: Eukaryota; Metazoa; Chordata; Mammalia; Carnivora; Felidae
Exons: 2
Coding region: 1073-2083 (336 amino acids)
Source: RefSeq, a predicted model, not a curated record
UGGCGACCCACACCCAUCCGGCGGCGCAGCACUUUCCUCCGCCCCCAGUUACACACGCACUCACGGGGGCGGGUGGGGGGAGCAGUGGCUGUGCAAAGCCCCGCGCUGCCACCGCGGCGGGAGGGAUGCGCCAGCUUUCGGGUCAACGUGCCCCCCAGAAUGAGGGGAAAGUGCUUUGCUCUUCGGGCCUGCCCCGUUCUUCUGUCCACGUUAGAAGAGUUUUUGUUGUUCUGCAGCUGUAUGGGACUGACCUUAAACUUUCCCCGACCUCUUCUCGAGACCCUGGGGCUCGGGUCGUGGUGGCCACCGGGGAUCGAGGAUCCAACUAUAUGGAAAAGAAGGAACUCCAGUGCCCAGCUUCUUAUCUCUUCCCUGCUUUUUAGAAACAGACUAUAAAUUCCCAGGAGGUUUCGGGAGUUCACGUCUGCACUCACCAGCUAACCUUUGGGAAAAACCUUUUGAUUCGGGGUCCUGGUGUACUUAAAGGCUAGUCCCUGAAGGUGCGCGUGAUGGAAAAAAGGGCUUCCACCCCAGUCGCGCCCCAAGAUGCUCUCCAAGUUUUGGUGUCCCGUUUGCUCUGAGCUUAUCCUGGAGAAUUUCAGGUAAGUCUUGGAUAAGUCAUUGGAAAGGGGGAGGGGGGUCAACUUCCCUGGACCCAGCGGGAAGUCCCGCUUCCCCACCCCCACCCUCACAUACACACCCCUUCUUCUCUCCCUCCAAAUGGUUAUCACAACUGUGUACAAACUGAUAUGGUCCUGAGCCGGCAAAGGGACUGGAAAUGAACGUCGCAGGGUUAUCAGCGCCGAUCUGUCAGCAGCGAGGCGCGCGGCCGCAGGUUGGUCCGCAGGAGCUGUGAUAUAUGUCUCGCUCCCUUUAACGCACAAACACAUUUCUUCCGACAGACGUGACCCCAGAAGGCCGCGGAGAGAGAAUUUUAACUAGGGCAGGAGGAGUUGCUUUGUGAGAAUGGAUUUUACAAUUUUUUUCCAGCUCCGCAGCAGCUGAACGAGGGUGCACCGGCCCUGACACCGCUGGGACAGACCGUGACCGACCCCACAACGUGCGGUCUCAAAUGGCUGGAGAAGGCGCCCGGGAUUUUACCUUCCAGAUUCCCAAUCCCUUUUUAACAUUGCCUAAAACAAGGGUGGGCAGUUGCAAUUUGCUCCUUUGCACGGUCACAAUUUUUUUUAGACUGGUUUUCCAACUAAAGGAGACAAGGGGUAGUAAAAUGGUUUUUCUUUUUUUUUUCUUUUCAGUUCGCUUAAAAAUAAAACAAAACCGUUUAACCCGUAGAGUUUAUCCAGACAACAAGCUAAGGCUGCCUGACCCAUCCAGUGUACCAUUUCCCCAAUGCAUUGGAUUUGGCCCUGGGGAAAACACCCCCGGAAGUAGUGGCACAUUUUCAAAGCCACCCCUAAGGGACCCUGGGUCCCGCGCUUCCUUGGAGCACACCAGCUGGUCCAGAAAGGAGGGCAGAAUAGGGAUGCGGAGGGAAGAAGUGCACCCCAAACUAGGGAGGAACCCGAGAGCUGGAGAAGUCCCCCAUAAUUCCCCAGUGAACAGGCUGCUAGAAGUUCUAUUCUCUUCGCGGUUUUUUCUUUAUCUUUUUCCUUUCCUUUUCCUUCCGUCUGUCUCCUUUUUGAGGAGAUUUACUAAACUGAAACGAAAUUAUUUCUCCCCGGACUAUUUAGACUCGAGGAGGGGCCCCUCUGGAGUGAGCCUUCCGUCCUCAAGCCGCCCUCCUCGCCCUCGGAGAGGUGCUGGCUCCGAAAUGCGACCUGUCCCCAAGGCUGAUUUAUUUGGGCUGCGCCACACUACUAUUUGCGAUUCGAAUCCAGCCGGAAUCCGGCAGCCAAUUGGGCAGGGGGCGGAGGCUUUGCUGCCAAAUGCGAAGGGGUGUUUGGGAACCCAGUGGUGCUCUGUUUCCAGAGGAGGGCGAGACCCGGGUGAGGACCGAGAAACCACACGCCUUUACCCGCCCCCCGAAACCUUAAGCUCAAUAAGUUGUCAGUUCACAAAGCUCCCGGCUGCUCCAGCGAGGUUUCGGAAAGAAAGAAUACAAAGAAUACAAUUUCUGAUUUAAAACGUAGUUUUAAAUUGAGAGUUUUAAAAAAGAUCCCUGGGGCCUUCUUGCCGUUACCGUAUUUCUUGCUGUCCCUGGGACGCUUUUGACGAAGGACACGGGUCGCCCCGGUGCCCCCACCCCAGCCAGCAUCCUGCCCCAAUAGUCGGGUUGGGGCGGCCUGUCCCCCGGACUCAGCGGCUGCCAAUCCAAUGCAAGCGCGUCCAGAGAGUCCAGGCGGUGUUUGGGGUGGGGGAGGGCGGGUUGUGUGUGUGUCUCUCUCUCUCUCUCUCUCUCUCUCUCUCUCUUUUUCUUUAAUUCUCGGUAGCCCAAAAACACUCUUUAGGAAAGUCAGGUGGUGGCGGCGGGAGCUCGAGAACUGCGCAGCCUAGAAAGCCGGGUCGCCCCCCCCCCCCCCCCGUCCGGCUCCCCGCCCCCUCGCCUCGCCCCGCUGGUCACCAGGAGUUGGGAACUUGCCGCGCCAACGCCGGGCCAGGGCGGUCGGCACCGAGUCCCGGCGCGCGCGCGGCUGCUG